CGGGGGAGAACGUGGCCCCGGGAAUGGAGCGGAGCCCGGGCGAGUGCGAGCAGGAGCAGGAGGCUGCGCGCUGCAGCCUGCUGGACGCGGUGCUCAGCUCCCUGUAUGAUCUCGGAGACGAGCCGUUAGAUAAAAAUGAAAAGAAAAAGAUCCAAAAGAAAAAUGUGGAGAACAAGAUGGUGUCAGAACCUUCCAGAACAGUAAUAGAAGAUAGAGAUGUGUGCCCUGAUUCAGCAAUCCCAGGCAAAAGGAAGAGUGCUUCCAGUUUCUUCAAAAAACUGAAAAAUGAGAUGCAUCAUGACUCUGAUUCAAAACAAGCCACCCCAGAAACCAGGGCUUCUAAUGCUGUGUCACCCGAAUCUACGCAACAGGGAAAGACAACAGAAGUGGAAGUUGUGACAUUUCGUGGUCGGAAUAAAAAGAAGAAACCUGAAGUGGAACUCACUCAGGACAGUGUUUCAAAGAUAAAGAUGGCUAUUCCAGAGAAAAAUGUGAAUGCACCAGAAUUUAAUUUAGAAAAAGCCCGUCUGGAAGUACACAAGUUUGGAAUCACUGGAUAUGAAAAGAAAGAACAGCGGAUAUUGGAACAAGAACGUGCCAUCAUGCUGGGAGCCAAGCCUCCCAAAAAGGAAUAUUUGAACUACAAGAUUUAUCAACAGAAAAUUAAAGAGGAGAAAACAGUGAAGAAAGAAGAUUAUAGUAUGGAAUAUAAAUCUAUCAAGAAAAAGAAGAAAAAGGGUCAGGAGCAGAGGAAAUACAAAAAGAAAAAGUCAGCAGUCAGUGCUGUGCCAACAGGACAGGUUGGAAAAUUUAAAAAUGGGACAUUGAUUCUUAGAGGUCGUGACCUAAGGAAAAUUAAAUUGUCAAAAGUGGUUAAAUGACAUUGUUACACCACAUCAAAACAGAAAGUGAAAAUGAGCUAGAAUUAAUUUCCUAACUGAAAAAUGUCUACAUAGCCAAUGUUUCUUUGCUCUAUUUUAAUACCUGUCACAAUACCUUGGGUUUUUUGUUUUUUUUGGGUUUUUUUUAUUUAUUUAUUUUUUUACCUCAACAGCACUGAGUUUCCACUCUGGGGAGAACAUAAAAUGCAUUGUUACAUCAUAAAUUCUGAGUAAGAAAAAAAUAAGUUGUUUUUUCCUAUUGAUAAGUAACCUAAUUAAACUAUUACUUUCAUUGACUAACAAAGAUAUUGUACUUUAUUAGUCUGAGAACUGUUCACUUUGCAAGCUGAAAAUUACUCGGGUGUUGUCUCAAUGCAAAAGUGACUUAUGUUUGUUUUGUGGUUUUUUUAACUGAAGCAAAAAAGUUUAGCUGUUUGUGAGUGUGAGGACAUAGCCCAAGAUUUUCUAUUUAAAAGUAACAUUAUUUGGAUGUUCACA
This is a messenger RNA of Gopherus evgoodei (Goodes thornscrub tortoise), 1379 nucleotides long. It is a transcript of the gene FSAF1, whose product is annotated as chromosome 3 C1orf131 homolog. The transcript has 7 exons. Lineage: Eukaryota; Metazoa; Chordata; Testudines; Testudinidae. The record is from RefSeq and is a predicted model, not a curated record. Bases 24 to 881 code for a protein of 285 amino acids.